UCCGAGAGUUGGCAGCCCAAAUUCACCGUUUCAUAUCGGUAUUUAGACGAACAGAAUGUUACGAUAGCAGCUCAUGGCGUCGUUGUCUGAUAUUUAUUUUGUGAUUCCGAAGCGUAUUAGCAUUGCGUUUUCUGCGAAUUUCUCAACACUGAAUGGUCGUAAGGCAACUGGAGUCGUGUUCUCUCCGUCACAACAUCGAGUGUGGCAGCUUCAGUCGCUCCUCUUCACAAGCAGCUAGCAAGGCGCUUGUAUCCGAAGCAUCCGAAAGCAUCGCGUCUGCGUCUGAAAACCGCCUUCAGACAUCCUGCCCCACCGAGCGGUUCCCCUCUGAUGGACCAGACGGUGUCUGUGUUUGGAACAAGGCACCAUGUUUCCUUGUCAUGUAAGCCCCUGGCCCUCUGCUGAGCCCCCUGCCGCCUGUGGCAGUCAUGCUCCUUCAGCUCAACAAGCACAGCCACUGCCCGACCUUCUCUGCAGCUGCCCAGCUCCGUCUUCGAACACCCAUGCCGAGACGCCUUCCCCAGACCCCAUGGAUUCCCUCAUUGUGGUUACAGAGUAUGAACCCAGUGCACCACCUGGAGGGCCAGGGGAGGAGGUAGAAGACAUGGACAGCUCAGAGACACCUGAUUCAGUUUCUUCUGCGGCUGGAACGUUUCGCACACCGUCCUGCGACCUGCUGUCACACACGGUGGGACGCUCAGAAUCUCUGCAGCCUCACAGCCAGGAACAGCGAGGACGAUUAAACCUGUCAGACAGAAAACUCUCUCUGCAAGAGCGAUCGCAGUCUUCGAUAUUACCCUGCGGAUCGGCAGGUCUUAAUGGACGUUACAUUUACCCGUCCUUACCGUACUCCCCCAUCACAUCGCCCCACUCAUCGCCACGCUUGCCACGCCGGCCAACAGUGGAGUCACACAGCGUUUCUAUCACUGACCUCCAGGACUGUGUUCAGCUAAACCAGUACAAGCUGAAAGAUGAGAUCGGAAAGGGUUCCUAUGGUGUUGUGAAGCUGGCGUACAACGAAGACGACAACAUGUACUACGCGAUGAAGGUGUUGUCCAAGAAAAGAUUGAUGAGACAGGCUGGCUUCCCACGGAGGCCUCCACCACGUGGAGCCAGACCUGGGACAGAGGGGCCACCGCAGCCUAAGGGGCCCCUGGAGCGGGUCUACCAAGAGAUUGCCAUCCUGAAAAAACUGGACCAUCCAAACGUAGUGAAACUAGUUGAGGUUUUGGAUGACCCUGGUGAGGACCAUCUGUACAUGGUUUUCGAGCUGGUGCGGAAAGGUGCUGUGAUGGAGGUGCCAACUGAUAAACCCUUCAGUGAGGACCAGGCGAGAUUUUACUUCCAGGAUCUGCUCAGGGGAAUUGAGUAUUUACACUAUCAGAGGAUCAUCCACCGAGACGUCAAGCCCUCCAACCUGCUGGUGGCAGAAGACGGGCAUAUCAAGAUCGCAGACUUUGGCGUCAGUAACCAGUUUGAGGGGGCGGAUGCCCUCUUAACAAGCACAGUGGGUACCCCAGCUUUCCUGGCACCCGAGGCCCUGUCAGAGACCAGGAAGAACUUCUCUGGAAAGGCUCUGGAUGUGUGGGCCAUGGGAGUGACUCUCUACUGUUUUGUUUUUGGAGUGUGUCCGUUCAUGGACGAGAGGAUCCUCAGCCUCCAUCAGAAAAUAAAGACACAACCGGUGGAGUUACCUGAACAUGCCGAUGUAUCCGAUGACUUGAAGGAUUUGUUGUUGAAAAUGCUGGACAAGAAUCCAGAGACCCGAAUAUCAAUUCCACAAAUUAAGGUUCACCCGUGGGUGACGAGGCACGGAGCAGAGCCCCUCCCUCCGGAGGACGACAACUGCUGUAUGCUGAUUGAGGUGACUGAGGAGGAAGUGGAGAAUUCUGUGAAACACAUUCCCAGCCUGGCUACAGUGAUCCUGGUGAGAACCAUGCUGAGGAAACGCUCCUUCGGCAACCCCUUUGACUUGGCCCGCAAAGAGGACCGCAACAGUUUGUGUGCAUCAGGAAGCACUUUUGCGAAACAAGCGAGCGGUGACGGCAUGACAAGUCUGGACCUUCCCUAUGUGGGAGAGGACGAGGCUCUCUCCUGAUGCCGAAGCUGCUUUGCCCAGCGCUUCCUGCCUACCGGCAUGUCCCCGCAGCACAAGACCCUGAACUCCCUCUGUCACCUGGACGUGUGACGAAAGCAGGAUAUAAAGGGACGGCACUUUGACUUGUUUUUCCUCGCUUUCCUCUUCUGGUGUGACAACCACAGGAGGGGCCCUGUGGAUCCGUCAUCACUCCUCCCUCUCUUGAUCUUGCAUGCGUAUGUAUCCCCGGCAUGCUCCGUCUCAGGCUUCUCCUGUACAGUUUUGUGCCCGAUUGUAGUUCAGCCGCUCGUGUUUAUCCUCGUCUUUACUUGACAACUUUUCCAGGUAGGCUGUUUUGGGACCAAGAGGCACAAGGUGAUGGAAGCAACCUCACCACAACCCGUUUUUCUCUUAGGUAGAGCAGGUGACAACGAUUGUCUGAUCCACUCUGCUUCAGGGUAGCAGCUUUCAGCUUUGUACAUAACAUCUAAACAGACGUUUCUCCAGAGCAGGAGACAGGAAGUGGCAGUGUUUACGUCAUUGAAUUCAACCUGUAAAAUAACUUUAUUUAAUGUAAACCUGAGAACAAUGCAACUUAGCUUCCCGUUUUAAAAUAGCUUUAAAGCAGUACGAGUUGUGGUUUGUAAACGGUCAUUUCCUUCCAUGUCCUUCCACUCAGUCGAGCAAAUCUGUUGCCUGCAGUAAGAGGCUUUGACUACCUACCUUCAUUUGUCAUUUUUUAAAAAAGGUAUUCAUGUUGUUUCAUCCUGUCAUUUACUUCUCACAAUACAUGUCAGAAUGUUAUUAUUGCUAUGAUGUGUUUAGCAGUUUCAAGAGUUACCAAAAGAAGAAAAAAACCCUUUAUUUAUUUGGGAUGGGUGCAGCAAUUUAAGCGCACUGCAGCUGCUGACUUUUUUUUUUUGUGGAAAUCUAUGCAUGACCCAUCCGCAAGAAGAGUUCCGGUGCCAUCUGUGGCUUUUAUAUUACGUCUUGUGUUCAUGUGACCAUAAACAAGCUCUUUUCCGUUUCCGGAAUAAACGCCGUCCCUAUAUUUAUCAACGUGCUUUCACACACUCAGCACUUGUGUGUGUUGAAUGUAUAAAACAAAAGGGAUUUUUUUUUCUUUCCUAAACUGCAUGUUUUAAUGCUCUAUGCACAUCACUUGAUUUGGAGUUCACCCUGUCAUAUUGUUGAAACAGCUGGUUAAGGAGGGCUACUUUAACUUAUCUUGUAUAUAUGAUGCAACUUAUUUGUUAAUGUACAUUUCCUUUUUUUUUGCACAACAAUCCAGGUCCCUCACCUCGGUUUCUGUAACACAUUAGUCUAACUAUCAGGUUCACUUUGUACUAGUUGACCUUAAGAGAAGUUAGAAAAGAGAACAGGAAUGAACUGAAUUUCACGAGGCACAGUUGCACAAGUCUACAUUUUAUUUCAUCAAGUCAUCUGUAUUUAGCUGAGGGGAAAAAAUAAUUUUGGAACAUAUAGAGUCUUUCAGGAACCUAAAUGUGAAUGAAUUAAUAAUAAUAAUAAUAAUAAGUCAAGCUGUGGGAGGGUCACUUAACACACACAGUACACACUUUACGGUACACAACUAAGCAGUUCAGUAAUGCACAGAAAAUGUAAUACUUUAGAAACUGUUCAAAGAACCUUUACUCGCAUCAUGAAGUGAAUUCAUGCACUGAAUAUACAGAUUAGCACCCUUAAAAUAAGUAUAAAAAAAGAACCUCAAUGUGAUUUUACAAAUAUAUAUAUACGUCACAGAAAGACUGCUGUCUUGUGCCACAGAGCAAACCCUGCCACCUAUACUUGGAUUACCACUUCAUUUCAAGGUUGUUUUGGGAGUAAAUGCAGCACGAGAACUAUCGGUGGCCCUUUAAAUGCUCUAUUGAACUAUGAAGAUGAUAAUGUCAUUUUACAGUUGCCAUGUGAUGUUAUUCACUUUGAGGACUUUAUUUCCUCAGAAUGCAUGCAAAGCUAUUGUUACAGCAUGAAAAUGGCAAACUCUACUGUAUCUUGUUAACCAAUUUCAAUAAUAAAAACGUUCC
This is a messenger RNA of Synchiropus splendidus (mandarinfish), 4122 nucleotides long. Its product is annotated as calcium/calmodulin-dependent protein kinase kinase 2. The coding region runs from base 368 to 2098 and encodes 576 amino acids. NCBI's taxonomy places the organism in Eukaryota, Metazoa, Chordata, Actinopteri, Syngnathiformes, Callionymidae. The transcript has 17 exons. The record is from RefSeq and is a predicted model, not a curated record. Gene Ontology annotation, biological process: protein phosphorylation; activation of protein kinase activity; CAMKK-AMPK signaling cascade. Gene Ontology annotation, molecular function: ATP binding; protein kinase activity.